This is a messenger RNA of Miniopterus natalensis, 929 nucleotides long. RefSeq names its product small nuclear ribonucleoprotein U11/U12 subunit 35 (gene SNRNP35). Gene Ontology annotation, molecular function: mRNA binding; snRNA binding. Gene Ontology annotation, biological process: mRNA splicing, via spliceosome. NCBI's taxonomy places the organism in Eukaryota, Metazoa, Chordata, Mammalia, Chiroptera, Miniopteridae. The record is from RefSeq and is a predicted model, not a curated record. Gene Ontology annotation, cellular component: precatalytic spliceosome; U12-type spliceosomal complex.
AGACUCUUCCAUCGUUAGGAUCCCGGCGCCGGGUCCCGCGGGGGAGGAAGCCCGAGCCUGAGCGAGAACAUGAAUGAUUGGGUGCCCAUCGCCAAGGAGUAUGACCCCCUUAAAGCUGGCAGCAUCGAUGGCACAGAUGAGGACCCCCAUGACCGCGCGGUCUGGAGAGCCAUGUUUGCACGGUACACCCCCAACAAAGGCGUCACGGGGGACCCCCUCCUCACCCUGUUUGUGGCAAGACUCAACUUGCAGACCAAAGAGGAGAAGCUAAAGGAAGUGUUUUCUCGCUACGGAGACAUCCGGCGGCUUCGGCUGGUGAGGGACUUGGUCACGGGCUUUUCCAAGGGCUACGCCUUCAUCGAAUACAAAGAGGAGCGCUCCCUGCUCAAGGCCUACCGGGACGCCGACGGCCUGGUCAUUGACCAGCACGAGAUAUUCGUGGACUACGAACUGGAAAGGACUCUCAAAGGGUGGAUCCCUCGGCGCCUCGGAGGAGGUCUCGGGGGGAAGAAGGAAUCUGGGCAGCUGAGAUUUGGGGGGCGGGAUCGGCCUUUUCGAAAACCCAUUAACUUGCCAGUUAUGAAAAGCGACCAGUACAGAGAGGGGAAAAGGGAAAAGAGGGAGCGAUCCCGAUCCCGAGAGAGACACUGGGAGUCGAGGACGAGGGAUCGGGACCAUGACAGGAGCCGGGAGAAGAGGCGGCAGGAAAGGGAGCCGACCAGGGCCUGGCCUGAAAGUGACUGGGAGAGAGAGAGGGACUUCAGAGAUGACAGGGUCAAGGGGAGGGAGAGGAGGGACAGAAGUAAGUAGAAGCUCAUCACCCCCACCCAGAGCCCAGAGGAAGGUUCAGCAGAAGUGAAAGCGUGGAGAGAUCUGUAUUGCUUUUAUACAGCUUAAGUCCAAUGCUGAAUAAAGAUCAUAAUGCCCUG